CACGAGCAACACCAACAAACCAAAGGACAUCCAUCAGCAAGAUGCCUUCAGUCCUUCUCAUCGUGUUCGUCGUCCAGCUGAUGUUGAGCCUUAUCAGCACAGUCGGCGCCCAGACCGUCAAUGAUGUUGCCUGGUACUUGUUCACCCUCCUCCCCACGCCUCAAUCCAGAUCCGCCCAGGAGAACCUCAAACUGCGCGCCGACGUAGUCCGUCUCGAGCGCGAAAUGCGAGCCGUCUCCGCACAGGACGAAUUCGCAAAGUGGGCAAAAAUCAGGCGACAACACGACAAGGCCAAGGAGAAGUAUGAGAAGGAAGCAUCGUCCCUGCAGUCUUUCCACCAGACUUUCAACUCCAUCGUUUCCAAACUCCGCUGGAUCGGAACGCAAGGCGUCAAUUUCCUCCUCAAUACCUACUACUCGAAAACUGCCAUGUUUUGGCUUCCAUCAGGUUGGGUCCCUUAUUAUGCGGAAUGGGUUCUCUCGUUCCCGAGGGCUCCUUUAGGCGGAGUCUCGGUCAACGUCUGGGGAAUUGCGUGCGGCAGCGUGAUUGCUAUGGCCAUGGAGCUGGCUGUCGCUGCCUGGGCAUUGAAAGAGGGGAAAGUGCAAGAAGGGAGUAACAAGGGCGAGAAGUUGAAGAUGGAGGGAAUGAAGAUACCUGCUAGUGGACCCAUGGGUGUCAGCGGUGGGAAGAAGGAGUUAUAAUACAAAAAAGCUGACCGGGAUAUAUUCGAUCUGAUACAGCACAAAUAAAGAGACUUCAAGCAGCCACCCUCCCUGGCCCUUGGAAGCCUGGAUUUCGAGUUCGAAGAUGUGGUAAUGCUGCUGAAUUCCCGGAAUCGAACCCCCCAUCUCAUACUCCGAACGUCUCUGUCGGACUUGGUAUCGCCCAUCCCAUAAUCCCCGGCGCCGUCCGCGGUUCAACAAGCUGUAGGACCGAACCAGUGACAUUACUCGAAGGAGCUUCGUCAAAGGAACCAAUCUGAUACCUUUGCAUGGUCUUCGGACUCCUGGGAUUCUAUGCAUGCUUCCGCGGCUAUCACGAGAUCAUCUGUGCCAGCACCUGGUCGCACUCUAUCCAAUUCGUUGACUUUCACACAGAAGUGCGGUCAGAGGAGACUGACUUCUUCAUGCAUUAUCGCUCUGGCUGGCAGAGUUCGACUCCCCAUGGUUCUUGGACUGGUUCCUGCUUGGGUUGCCCGCACGUCGAGCAGCACGAGCUUGCAUCGAGGCUGGCAGACUGAAAGGCUUGACAAGUGAAUCUAAGCGAUGACGCACACCAUCUGGAAGUGGAUAAUCCUUGCCUGCUGCCAUUAGCACUAUCGUCGCUAAUCUGCCGAUGGAGGCAUACCACAGCACAGAGCUCAGACCACUUGCACGUGAUCUCUUUGUAACUUUUGCCUUCCGAUCGAAGUAUAGUCAAGAUCAGGCGCUGGCUAAAAGAAAAGGUAUCGCGUCAAAGGUAUACUGACUGAGCUCGAAGCGAGCAAACAGGAAUGCAGGAGUGUAAGAACGAAAUAAGGGCUCUGAGACGAGGAAGUGCAUAUCAACUUUUACGUUGACUACCUAGCAAGUGGCUACGAGGCACCCAUUUUUCAUCAACAACCAAGCGAAUCACGGACUUAGGCAUUGCCUGGGCCCUGAUGGAAGUGCAUGAGUACAUCCCAAAUUCAACAGAACAGCAGUAUCAAUUUGAGCUGAAGUUACACGCCGAGCGAACGCCAACGCCUUCCCGAGGACAUUCUCUUGCAUCGACAUCGUCCGCAUACAAUUCCGCUUUCACUCUUCAAUUCCGGCGAAAGGUUCAUCUGCCCCUGGCUUUUCUAUCUCAUCCAUACUUCCCUCCGUCUCAGUUUCAACCAGAUAUUUUGGCUUGCAUGCUCGGACUCUUGGCGACCUCAGCGGCGGCACGUCUGAGCUUGAAGAGUCCUGCACUCCUGCAAAGAAUGUUAGCACCAACGAAAGAAUCAGACCCAUCGCAGACACCUUUCGUGAGAAGGUACGUCUCACCUGGAAACGCCACACGCUCAUCAAAGCCGCCAUCUGUGUCCGCCUCCGAAGGAGUGCUCGACUUCUUGCGUCUUCGCCCUGCCCUCUUCUUUUGGACUCCAGACGGAGAUCUAGAGGCUUUCACUGUUCCACUUGAGUCGCUCUUGCCAGUCAGUUUGUGAAUACGCCUCAUGAUCUGCUGACACUCCGCGCUUCCGGUCUUCACUGCAUGACCUGAGACAUCGAUAAUCAGUGCAACGCACGAGAACACGAGAUCGACGUCUCACCGAAGAAGACCGUCCCGAUAUCACCAAAACUCUUGCUAGGAGAUUCCCACAUAGCUUUGAUCAGGCGUUGAUCAUUCUCCUGGCUCCAGAUGACAGGCAUGUUUCUAGCAGCGUAUGAUGUAUUGCUUAUGAGAGCUGUGCCAGACUCUGCAGAGUUUUGAGGGAGCUGAUGGAGGUGGCGCUGAAAAGAGUUGGUGUUUGGUCAAAAGAGAUGUGCGAUUGAGCGCACUUUAUACACGAUCCUCUACGGCCCCCCGCGCUGGCCAACGUUGCAAGCACCCCACGAAUCCCGCGGUACUUGAUACGCAUUUGCUAUUCUUAUUGGAAAGCGCGAGGGUCCAGGACGAUGCUGCUCAAAUUGACUUUACCGAGUGACACGCACUCUUACCGAGUGACACGCACUCAAUCGGCCAGGAUAAGCGCUGGUCAUAGAUACAUGCAUGUCUACCUAGGGUCCAUUCAUCGAUUCGCAUGGGACGCUGGAGCACUCACGAUCAUUGUUUGCAUUUUCAACAGCAUAAUUUCAAUUCAAUUGCUACCUCGAGAGUACAAAAAGUGGAGCCCCAUCGCAGCCGGAUACCACACCCUGCUAUCUACAGUCACUGGCCGCCCGGUCCUCUCAUUGCGCCCUUCGAGACUAGUCUCCUCUUCAAAGCACUUGCACCAGCCGUAGCUAUACGAUGACGUUUGAUACCUGAGAUUCCAGGCGCAGAGCGUUUCUGGUCUGUUGGUGCCUGCACUGCUUGCUCAACCUGGUCGUAGGCUGAACUCCCCUUCUGAAUCGAACGUGCUGGAGCGCUCGCGUGCCGUCUAAUGGCAUUCGACGGAGAGCCAUCUUUUCCAGUCCUUUCUUGACGAGACGAAGACGGUUGUUCAGCUCUCGAUGGCGGCGGCAUCUCAUCAUCUACGAUAGACCCGGACUGUGCUUGAUGUGGGCGAUUCUUCUGUCCUGGGGAAGAGAUCGAGGGCUUCGAAACAUUGUCGAAUUCGUCUCGUGCCUGAUGAGAUGUCACGGAACGUCCUUCGGUUGCCGAGUCGCUGCUAUCAUCGAUUACGAUAAUGUUGUUAUCGUAUCCGGCAUCUUCUGCCUUGAUCGCAUUACUGCUACUGCCGGAAGCUAUGGGUGUGACACUUUCUUGCUUUGUGUUUGCGAUAGAUGGCGAGCGUUUCUUGAUUGGUACAUCGAAAAACUCUGAGUCGUCGCUGUCUUUGUCUCCAAUCGAAUAUGCCCUCGAGUUGUUGGCCAGUUUCAACUUCUUCAACUUCGCUGGGGAAGCCUCUGAGCCUAUAUUUCCUGUAGCCGUAGCCACGGACUUCUUCAGCUUCCAAAUCUGCAGCUCGAUGGCACGCUUGGAAGGAUGUUCAAAGCUUUCAGAUCCUAUUCGAGAUCAGCAAUUUCCAGAUUUGCAUUGCCGUGCAUACUCACCAUAUAGCUCCAGCCACUUUCUCGCGACGGCUGCAAUGUCUACUCUGUUCACGGCGAGGACCGCGAGAAACAGUCGCUUGAGAUUUUCUUCGUGCCAUUGUACAGGCAUGGUGAUGUUUUUCUUAGAGAACAGUCUUUGCGAAUUCUGAAUAGAGAUGGCAACCACGAAGAGAGUCUUGGUGCAAGGACCUU
Molecule: messenger RNA, 3890 nt
Organism: Sphaerulina musiva SO2202
Lineage: Eukaryota; Fungi; Ascomycota; Dothideomycetes; Mycosphaerellales; Mycosphaerellaceae
Product: protein get1
Exons: 2
Coding region: 42-701 (219 amino acids)
Biological process (GO): tail-anchored membrane protein insertion into ER membrane
Cellular component (GO): GET complex
Source: RefSeq, a predicted model, not a curated record